Pogonomyrmex barbatus (red harvester ant) is the source of this 1959-nucleotide messenger RNA. RefSeq names its product dnaJ homolog l(2)tid, mitochondrial. The record is from RefSeq and is a predicted model, not a curated record. Gene Ontology annotation, molecular function: heat shock protein binding; ATP binding. Gene Ontology annotation, cellular component: mitochondrion. Gene Ontology annotation, biological process: response to heat; negative regulation of apoptotic process; protein folding. NCBI's taxonomy places the organism in Eukaryota, Metazoa, Arthropoda, Insecta, Hymenoptera, Formicidae.
AUUUCUCUGCUGAACGCAGCCAUUGUGACUGUAUACAUGGCAUGAGGAGCCAUGCGUCUCUCGUGCAACAUGGCGACCGGUACAGGGUUGAUCGCGAUUCUCCGUUCGUUGCCGAAGCCCGUUGCUUUAAUUGGAAAUAAUAAGCUUAACAAAUUUUCGUGUUGCGUUUUACGACAAACAUUUUGCAACACAUGCCAGCGACACAUGGUGACCUCCGUCUUGGCUGUCGGCGACUGGAAUCGCGACAAGAUGAAAAACAACAUAGGAAAAAUAGUUCAGACACAUAGGACUAUACAUUUGACGAAUAGAUUGUUAAGACGUAACUAUUAUGAAAUCCUUGGAGUCUCCAAGAAUGCUUCGGCAAAAGAUAUAAAAAAGGCUUACUAUCAAUUAGCUAAGAAGUAUCAUCCUGAUACAAAUAAAGGAGAUCCGGAUGCCAAUCAGAAAUUUCAAGAAGUUUCCGAGGCUUACGAAGUGCUAAGCGAUGAAACUAAGAGGAGAGAAUAUGAUACAUGGGGUGCAACAUCAGAGCAAAUGGGCAUGGGAAUGGGUCAUCAGAGUCAAGGACCUAAGAAUUACAGCCAACAUUGGCAAUACAGGUCAACUAUCAAUGCCGAGGAAUUGUUUAGGAAAAUAUUCGGCGAUGCUGGAUUCCAAAAUGGAGCUUUUAGCGAGUUCGAAGACUUUACAGAGAACAGAUAUGGUUUCGGCGCUGCUCAAGAGGUGAUCAUGAAUUUGACAUUUUCCCAAGCUGCUAGAGGUGUGAAUAAAGACAUAAAUGUAAAUGUAGUAGACACUUGUCCGAAGUGCAAUGGUACACGUUGCGAGUUAGGAACUAAAGCAGUGAAAUGUCACUAUUGCAAUGGUACAGGAAUGGAAACAAUAAGCACUGGUCCCUUCGUGAUGAGUUCGACUUGCCGAUACUGUCAAGGCACAAAAAUGCACAUCAAAUUUCCCUGCACGGAGUGCAACGCGAAAGGACAGACGGUACAACGUAAGAAAAUAACGGUGCCAGUUCCAGCCGGAGUGGAAGAUGGUCAGACGAUCCGUCUAGCAGUUGGAAGGAAGGAGAUAUUCGUGACAUUCCGUGUGGAAAAGUCCCGGUAUUUCCGCCGUGAUGGACCUGACGUGCACACCGACGCGGAAAUCUCGCUAGCUCAGGCAGUUUUAGGCGGUACGAUACGAGUAGAAGGCGUUUACGAGGAUCAGACCAUACAAAUAACGCCGGGCACGUCAUCCCAUACGCGCAUCCGUUUGAGUGGUAAGGGAUUGAAGAAGGUCGAUGGUCUGGGUUAUGGUGACCAUUACGUGAACGUUAAGAUCAUCGUGCCUAAAAAAUUGACGGAAAAACAACGGGCGUUGGUUCAAGCGUACGCCGAACUUGAGACCGACACUCCUGGCAGUAUAUAUGGUGUAACAUAUAAAACGGAUGGUACGAAAGAGUGUUGUUCAGGUCCGUUGCACUUGGUGGAAUCUAUACGAAUCGCACUAGGAAAUACACCUAAUCACAAAAACCAGUCUUCAUCUUCUGAGCCCGAGCAUCCGGGAGAUAAAUCUCUUAAUAAUAAGCAUGCCAAAGAUACGUCGAAUGCUGAUAGCAAAAAUAAUCCUAAUGCUAAAAUGCAACGACGAAAAAUGCCUUAAAUAUAAUCGCAGACGUCUAAAGCAUAUAGGAAUCUGGAGGAUGCUGAUCGCGUCAUUAUACUGCUAAUAAGUAUAUCGAUCAUAGGCGCGCUAGCAUCAUCAUUAUAAAUGGGAGUCUGGACUUGAAUACGUACACUUUUGAUCAAGUUGUCGAGAUAAGAAACACAAGGAAUUAUCGUUAUAAGCGAAUACAUGGUGACACCCGAUAGGUAAAUAGCUGUACAGUCGUAUCGUAGCGUAUAAAUUUGUCUUUAUUACAUCUUACUUAAAUAAAGUGUACAUGAAGAUAAAUAUAUAGUUGUUAGUCUAUCCUUG